AUGAGUGAGAAAUCACAGAAACUAGCCAUUGGAAUAGAUCUUGGAACCACCUACUCGUGCGUUGCAGUAUGGAGACACAAUCAGGUGGAGAUCAUCAUCAAUGACCAAGGCAACAGAACAACGUCGUCUUAUGUUGCCUUCACUAAUGCUCAAAGAAUGGUCGGUGAUUCUGCCAAGAACCAAGCUGCACUUAAUCCUGCUAAUACUGUCUUUGAUGUGAAGAGGUUAAUAGGGAGGAGAUUCACUGACCCCCAUGUUCAGAGUGAUAUGAAGCUUUGGCCAUUUAAGAUCAUUGGUGGUGAGAAUGAUAAGCCCAAAAUAGUUGUAAAUUUUAAAUCUCAAGAGAGACACUUUGUACCGGAAGAAAUUACAUCUAUGCUGUUAGCAAAGAUGUGUGAUAUUGCUGAGGCAUAUCUUGGGUCAACAGUUAAAGAUGCAGUUGUUACUGUGCCAGCUUAUUUCAAUGACUCUCAACGCCAAGCAACUAAAGAUGCGGGCAAAAUUGCUGGUCUUACUGUUUUGCGAAUAAUAAAUGAACCCACUGCUGCAGCAAUUGCAUACGCUCUUCUUGACAAGAAAGAUAGCUCUGAUGAGGAGAGGAACAGUUUUAUCUUUGAUCUUGGUGGUGGUACCUUUGAUGUGUCUCUUUUAACAAUAAAAAGGGGUGACUUCAAAGUUAAAGCUGUUGAUGGCGACCCACACCUUGGAGGAGAGGACUUUGACAACCGAAUGGUGAAAUUCUUUGUAAAGGAGUUCAAGAGAAAGCAUCAUAAGGACAUUAGUGAGAGUCCAAAGGCCCUUAGGAGGUUGAGAACUGCGUGUGAGAGGGCAAAACGAAUACUCUCAUCCCCAUCCAUUGUUGAGACAACCAUUGACGUUGAUGCUUUAUAUGAGGGCAUUGACUUUUCUUCAACAAUAACUCGCGCUGUGUUUGAGGAAAUGAACAAAGACCUCUUCAAAACUUGUAUGGAAAUUGUAGAGAAGUGUCUUUUACAUGCUAAGAUGGACAAGAGCAGUAUUGAUGAGGUUGUACUCAUUGGUGGGUCUACAAGAAUUCCGAAAAUACAACAGCUGUUACAGAACUUCUUUAACGGAAAGGAUCUAUACAGGAGCAUCAACCCUGAUGAGGCUGUUGCUUAUGGUGCUGCUGUUCAAGCUGCUAUCUUAAGUGGGCAAGCAAGUGAACAUUUUCCAAAUUUUGUUGUGAGGGAUGUCACCCCAUUGUCUUUAGGGAUUCAGGUAGCAGGUGGUCUCAUGCAUGUGGUAAUUCCGAGGAACACUGAAAUUCCUACGACGAUGUCGAUUGAUAAGAGACUCACCACUAUGAUUGACAACCAAACAACAAUUCCUAUCAGAAUUUUUGAGGGUGAGAGAACAAUGGCCAAUGAUAACAACUUACUUGAUACGUUUUACAUUACCAUUCCCCCUGAACAAAAGCUUGUACCUAGGUUCAAUGUGUGCUUCUCAAUUGAUAAUAGUGGCAUCUUAAGCGUAUCUGCCGAGGAAACUAGAACAGGGAACAAGAACAAGGUAACAGUAACUAGUGAAAAAAGAAGACUAUCAAAGGAGGAAAUUGAAAGGAUGGUUCAAGAAGCUGAGCAAUUCAAGGCUGAUGAUGAGAGUUACAAGAAGAGAGUUGAAGCAAAGAAUAAUGCUUUGGAGAACUAUAUCAACAACGUCCAGACUGCUAUAAAUGAUGAUGAGGACGUCGGCUCAGGGCUUUCCCCAAAAGGCGAGGAGGUCAUUGAAAGGGCUUUACAUCGGGUCAAUGUUGAGCAGGUUGCUGAAGUUGAUGAGUCUAAGCAUGAGAUGAGAAAGCUCGAGAGCAUCUUUAAUUCCAUUAUGAUGAAAAUUAAAGGAGCUAAGGUUUGA
Molecule: messenger RNA, 1872 nt
Organism: Prosopis cineraria
Lineage: Eukaryota; Viridiplantae; Streptophyta; Magnoliopsida; Fabales; Fabaceae
Product: heat shock cognate 70 kDa protein-like
Exons: 2
Coding region: 1-1872 (623 amino acids)
Biological process (GO): cellular response to unfolded protein; protein refolding
Cellular component (GO): cytoplasm
Molecular function (GO): ATP hydrolysis activity; heat shock protein binding; ATP binding
Source: RefSeq, a predicted model, not a curated record